AUGUCUGCUGAGAAAGGAGGCCCGCCAUUCUGCACUCAAGAUGAUAUGCAGAGUACCCAGAUCGCGCAAAUCUUCACGACCCCUACCGAGCAGCUUUUUUCGCCCUCAGACGGACUGUUUGAGAUUGAAGUUGCGGAGGUCACUUCUCAAGGAACCGAGGAUGCCUGCUUGACAAGCGAAAUUCAGCUUGAACAGCAUAUCUCAAGGCACCAUAGCCUUCCACCAACCCUAGAGUCAGAACAGGGCCAAAAUGGAACAGACAAAGCCGUUCAAGUAUCUUUCUUGUAA
This is a messenger RNA of Fusarium musae, 288 nucleotides long. RefSeq lists its product as uncharacterized. The record is from RefSeq and is a predicted model, not a curated record. Bases 1 to 288 code for a protein of 95 amino acids. NCBI's taxonomy places the organism in Eukaryota, Fungi, Ascomycota, Sordariomycetes, Hypocreales, Nectriaceae. The transcript is spliced from 2 exons.